UUCUAUUUAUGCACAAAUUCGCAACUGUUGGUUUUCUUAAUCUUGUAAACGAUAACCCUUGAGUGCAAAAUGAUCUCUCCUAAAUCAAGAAAUACCUGAUUUUCUCCUCCCUGUAUUCAACAUGAGCAAUCUAGUAAAGCCGAUAGUCGAAUCUAUGUCCGACGCAGCAUACGAUAGGGGUUGAUCGAUCUCCAUCCAAUUCUUAUUUCACUACAAGAAAUUACAGCAGUUCGUGUGUACGUGAAUGGAAGUGGAAGAACACAGGUACAGGUACAGGAACAGGAAGAAGAAGAACAGCAGUGUGGGUGUGGUGAAGAAACUUAAGGGUUUUCUCUAUGGAUUGGGCAAUGGCAGCAAGAGCCGUGUAAACCCAAGUGCAGGUUGUUUCUUGGUGUGUGUAGGGCCUGAGAAGGAGAGGUUUGUCAUCAAAACUGAGUGUGCCAAUCACCCUUUGUUCAAGAUGCUUCUAGAAGACGCAGAAUCCGAGUAUGGGUUCAGAAAUGAAGGCCCUUUGCACCUCCCUUGCGAUGUCGAUUUAUUUUACAAGGUACUGGCUGCAAUGGAUGCCGGCGAUGAUCUUCUCCGGCACCAUCACGGCGACUUCGGAUGUUGCUCUUGCAGCCCCUUCAGGAGAUCGUAUGAUCAGUUGACCCCGCCGAGGAUGCUCAAGAGAAAUCACCACUUUUAGGGCCAAGUCAUCCUAUAAAUGUUAGGGCUGAAUUCGCUUCAAGGAAAUCGCUUGCUAUGCGAGGCUCGGAUUUUGUGUUUUAAAAUUUAGCCGUAUGUCAGAUUUCACCAAAUUAUUUUCGAACAAUAAAUUGGUGAACGAAUGAAUGAAUGAAUGUAUCUAUUAGAUUGUAUAAUUUGGAGAUUCCACUCAUAGAUUUCAUUGUGUUUCAGAGUUUGUUGUUUUAUGAUUACUAGGCAUAUUGUAUAUUUUCAUUUGCUUUGUUUGUUGUAUGUAAUUCAAUCAAUGGUUGAAAUAAUGCUUGUGCAUUCAUUGUUU
Messenger RNA from Andrographis paniculata, 1006 nucleotides. RefSeq names its product auxin-responsive protein SAUR32-like. The coding region runs from base 245 to 688 and encodes 147 amino acids. The record is from RefSeq and is a predicted model, not a curated record. Lineage: Eukaryota; Viridiplantae; Streptophyta; Magnoliopsida; Lamiales; Acanthaceae. Gene Ontology annotation, biological process: response to auxin. The transcript has a single exon.